CGGCCGCCUCACCCCGCACGCACACGGCACGCACACACCACAUUCCACUGCCCCGACUCACGCGCGCCCGCCAUUGCUGUCCCGGCCACUUCGCUUUCUAGCUAGCUCUCUUGUCCCUUCCAUCACUAGCUAGCCCGCCUAUAUCAUCAUUGCCCUGCGCCGCACGCUGCUGUGCUCUUCUCGACUACGCGCCAACAAUGGAGAGGUGGGCGCCGCCGUCGGUGGUGCGGGAAAAGCCGAGGAGGCGGCCUGGCCAGCCGUCCUUCUCGUCGACGCUGCUGGACGCCAUCUGCGACUCCUUGGACGAGCAGGCCGGCGGCCAUGGAGCGACGGCAGCACCAACGCGUGGGAGCGCCAAGAAGCAGCAACAGGCGCCCCUGCAUUACUACUACUACUACAAGCCCUCCUUGGCGGCCAGCAACCGCGCGGCGCGCGCGGACGACUGCUUGUCCGGCCGUGGGUACUUCUCGUCGUCCGAGGUCGAGUGCUCCCUCCGCCGCCUCCGCCCCAUCCGCACCUCUGGCGGCGCCGGGCCGGCCUCGGUGGCUCCCGAGGAGAAGCAACAGCUGGCACCGCCUGGUGCAGCGAUGAGGGCGCGGAAGCCGUUCGCCACCCCCGCCAGCGACAGCGGCAACUGCCGCAGGCCGGCCUCUCCCGGCGCGCGGCUCGCCAGUUUGCUCAGCGCAAUCUUCUCCGGCAAGCGGCAGCACCCGGCUCCGGCGGACGACGAGCCGGCGUGCUCGACGGCUCCAUCCAGCGUGCGCCCCUGCCUCGCUAAGACACUGCCGUCGGCGCGGGCGCGGGUGACCCGGAGGCAGAGCCGGAGCAGGACCGUGCGUUUCUUGGACAUCGAAGGCGAUGUUGCUGUGGCCGCAGCAGCCGCCGGUUGCAUGAGAUUCCCGGUGGUCGAAGUGAAGGACAGCGGUGGCAGCGAGGAGAGCAGCGACGCAAGCUCCGACCUGUUCGAACUGGAGAGCCUCGCAGCCCUCGCUCCGGUGAACGGCAUCUCCGGUUGCCGUAGAACUUUCGAAAACGAGCUUCCGGUGUACGGCGACGAUUGGAACUGGGCUUGGGCACGACAUUGCAGUCGUCCGUCGCCGCCGUUUGGGUACGUCAGCCACGGUCGGAGUUAGGGAUGGCAAUCGGGCCUCGGAGUUGCAGAAGCUUGUUUGAUUUCAAAUAGGUAGAGGGGCGAACAUGUAAAGCUGUCUUUCUUCCGUUCGUUAUUUUUUUGUGGCAUUUUGUUCCCCUUUUCAGGGCUUCUAAAUUGCCCCGGAAAUAAAUGUAUCGGCUUAUUAUAUCU
Molecule: messenger RNA, 1303 nt
Organism: Zea mays
Lineage: Eukaryota; Viridiplantae; Streptophyta; Magnoliopsida; Poales; Poaceae
Exons: 1
Coding region: 198-1133 (311 amino acids)
Biological process (GO): auxin-activated signaling pathway
Source: RefSeq, a predicted model, not a curated record